Molecule: messenger RNA, 852 nt
Organism: Rodentolepis nana
Lineage: Eukaryota; Metazoa; Platyhelminthes; Cestoda; Cyclophyllidea; Hymenolepididae
Source: the annotation of a GenBank genome assembly
AUGGGUAAUCAAACGGAGUCUAAAGACGACAUCAAGGUGUUUGCUGAUUCAUUGAACUCGAAAGAGGACACCGGUUGGUGGCGUGGUUUCCGGUUUGCAAAUGGACCUUCAGGGGGCAUCGGCAUGUUCCCUGCUAAUCGAGUUUCACUCCUCCCUCUACCCUAUCAACAAAAGCAACCUCAGGCAGCAUCUGAUGCUCAGCUUCAGUCCACCGAGAGGAAGGGUAAAAUCGAUUUUUGUGUUACAUAUGGUGGGUCUUCUCCGUUUCCUCCUGUAGGUCACAUAGACAGGUGUUUUGAUUGUAUACUCCUAAUCUGUGAAGGUGCUUCGCCAGAUUUCCUCCUAGAAUCAGAUGGGUCUUCUCCAUUUCCUCCUGUAGGUUUCACAUCAGGUGGGUCUUCUCCAUUUCCUCCUGUAGGUUACAGAUCAGAUGGGUCUUCUCCAUUUCCUCAUGUUCAAGCAGAUGUUGCAUCAAAUUGUUCCUCCUCAGAGGAAGAUGACGAAAGCGAGAUCAAUGAUUCAAGUGGAACCUCCCAAAAAGCCGAGAUCUCAACUAUCUCCAGUGGAAUCGACGAGACAUCUCCGCAGAAUGAUUUUGAAGGUCUUCAGAAGGUUGAUGAUCUUAUUCCAUCGGCCAUGCCUGUGCCUCUAAGAUCGUCAAUGUUGAAUGCUUCUGCUAGCAUGGCAACUGAGCCUGGACAUACAAGCAACUUGUUGAUCAAUUCCAGCAAUCGAAAUAGUGCCACAAGUUUGGAUAGUGGACGUGGAUCGGCCUAUGCUACAAGCUCAGAGGGAUUAAAAAUGGUAAUCAUAGCAUCCUUCUUGAAACGGCAUAAUUCAUACGUAUAUUGA